This is a messenger RNA of Capsicum annuum, 2434 nucleotides long. Its product is annotated as transcription factor TCP4. The record is from RefSeq and is a predicted model, not a curated record. Gene Ontology annotation, molecular function: DNA-binding transcription factor activity; sequence-specific DNA binding. Gene Ontology annotation, cellular component: nucleus. The coding region runs from base 745 to 2064 and encodes 439 amino acids. NCBI's taxonomy places the organism in Eukaryota, Viridiplantae, Streptophyta, Magnoliopsida, Solanales, Solanaceae. The transcript is spliced from 2 exons. Gene Ontology annotation, biological process: regulation of secondary shoot formation.
UCAAUACAUUAGGAGAAAAAAAAAAAGAUCAUCACCUCUUAUACACAUCAACGCAACAAAGAAGGCCUCUUCUUUAUUCAAUCUGUGUUGUCCCUGUCUCUCUUGUCUCUUAGCCUUCUUGAUUACUAUUUUCUAGUUUACUUUUGUUUUGAAUACUACUACAAGCAAAGCUUUUUGUGUUCUCAUUAUAGUUUUGCUGUUUUAUCAAAGUACAAAUUGCAGUAAUUCAUAGAAAGGUACAUCAAAAGUAGUGUAGAAAAAAGAGUAUGGGUUUAGCUAAAAUUAGUUAUGCCUUAGCCUUUUUCUAGAGUAUUAUAUUUUCUUGUGAUGGAAACUGCAAAGUUGGAUGGCAUGUACUUUUUGGUGGCAACAACAACAAUCGUAUCGGAUUUUACAUAACAGGAAGAAUCAUUAGUAACACAAAGAUUUCACAAUCAAAAGCUGGAACAUCAAAAGCAGUACAACAACAAUUUUCUGAGUCUGGAUCCUAAGAGGAAGAAGAAUCUUUAUCAUCAUUAUCAAAAUGUAGAAGAAGAGGAGGAGGAAGAAGGAGAAGAAGAAAACCAAGAAUCCCGUUGCCAUAUAGACCCUCGAGAACAUUUUCUUCAUUUUCAACAACCAAACGAGCUAUUUUCUCAUCUUCCCUAUCAAGAUUUACACACUUUACAACAAGCGCAACCCAAAAAACGCGCUUAUUUUCCUCCUUCUACUUCUUCAUGCCGAAAGAAAAAAGUGGAACAUGCAAUGGGAACAUCAUCAAGAUUUGGUUCGAGGAAUUCUGGUGGUGGGGAGAUUGUGGAAGUACAAGGUGGGCAUAUUAUAAGGUCUAUUGGUCGAAAAGACCGGCAUAGCAAAGUAUGCACAGCCAAAGGACCAAGGGACCGGAGAGUACGCCUUGCUGCCCAUACAGCCAUUCAAUUCUACGAUGUUCAAGACCGUCUUGGCUAUGACCGUCCGAGUAAAGCUGUAGACUGGCUUAUCAAAAAGGCGAAGGCUUCGAUAGAUGAGCUAGCUGAAUUGCCACCAUGGAAACCAACUAUUGGUCCCACAACAAACAAUACUCUUGAUCAAGAAAAGGAUCUUGGAAUACAAUGUGAAGAAGCUCAAUUUGUUGGUGAUAAUAAUGAUGAUAAUGUUGUUGGUCCAUCUAGUAAAAGGGCAAUGAUAAUGUUGCGCAAUGAAAGUGAUACUAGAGUUUUGCACCAGAACAACAGUGCAAGUUCAAGUGGUGAAAAUGCUAAUGCAAGUGCAAGUGCAAGUGCAAAUGCAAGCUUUUUGCUUCCAUCUUUGGAUUCUGAUGCCAUUUCUGACACUAUUAAGUCUUUUUUCCCUAUGGGUGGUGGUUCAACUGACGGUAAUUCUUCAGCUAUGCAGUUCCAGACCUUCCAGGAACACAAUUUGUUGUCAAGAACUAGUAGCCAGAGCCAAGAAUUGAAGCUCUCUUUACAAUCUUUUCAAGAUCCCAUUUUACUCGACUUCCAAAACCUUCAGUCUCAGCAUCAUAACCGUCACACAGAACAAGCACAAACUCAAUUUCAAGCAUCAAACUUCUUUACUGGAAGCACCCCACUUAUCGGUUUUGGUGCUUCAGGCUGGCCUGAGCAUCAGCAUCUGCCAGUGGAACUCGGCCGGAUGCAAAGAUUGGCUGCUGCUCGUGCUGGUGGAAACAACUCCACCGGCAUAGCUCUUGGUGGCGGGGCAGUCACUGGAGCAGGUGGUUACUUGUUUAACUCACCACCUGCCCCGCCACUGCUACAGCAGUUGUUCGGCCAAAAUCAGUUUUUGUUUCAGAGGGGACCCCUUCAGUCCAGUUACUCACCUUCGAUUCGUGCAUGGUUAGAUCCAUCAGCGAUCGCUAUAACCACAACUGAUUCAAUUCAUCAUCACCAAUAUCAUCAAGCUGUGCUGCCUAUGUGUUCAGCAUCAGUUUCUGGUAUUGGAUUCGCGUCAGAAGUAAGCGGAUUCUCUGGCUUUGACAUUCCUGCACGAAUCCAAGGUGAAAUAGAGGAGCAUGAUGGUGGUUCCAACAAACCAUCGUCUGCUUCCUCUGAUUCUCGCCAUUGAGUUAGCUCGACAAAUGCUCUCCCUUGAUUGCCCGACAGGAACAAGUACUAUACUUCAAGAUGGGAAUGGAAAAGGACAGGCCGGAGAAAGGGUGAUGGUUCAUUAUCGAGUCUGAUUCAGUGGUAAUUCACCAUGGAAGAAGAAUCCUGAGCAUAGUUUCAGGUUUUCUUUUAAUCAAAUUUCAGUGUAAUAUUCUAUAUUUGUUGUUUUGUGAUCUAGCCUUGUUCAUGUAUAAGUGUGUUUUUCUAGCUAGCUCAAUUGCUAAUUUAGGAUUGCUGUAUUUUUGUUGCCUAGACUUGUCAAGUUGCUGUUGUUUGCUUAUCAUCUUCAGUUCAUUUUCAAUUGAAUGUUUCCAAAUGCUGAGUGCCAA